AUCUUUAUAGAAAUGUAAACAAUUUGCGACAUUAUUGAAAAAAGAUUCGCUUUGCUCCUUCUUUUCCAUGAAAACAAUGUUCCAAAUCGGAACCCGAGAAGUAGCAAUGGCGCCACCAAUCAAGAAUCACAAUGGUCCCUUCUCGUCAAAAUCUCUCCUUUGUGCUCUAUAAAUCAUGGAGCAAGACGAUGAUUUCUCAGUGAGCUUGAUCACUCAUCAAAGUCCUCGGAUUUCCCUUUCUGCUGAGCCAGAUACAACUCUUUACUUAUUUUUCUGGGAAAGUUAACCUUUAAAAGCUUUCAAGAUGACAUCAACCAAGCAAACAGCCAAAGGAAGAAAAGUCUCAAUUAAAUACCCGCGGACUCUAUUUCAUGCAAAUUCCUUUGAGUCUAAUGAUAUUUGUCUGAAGCAAAAUGAUGAGUCGCGGACAGAAUCCAAUCGGAAGUCUGAAAUCAGAUCUUCCGGGGAUAUUAUAAGUACUACCAAGUUUGUAUCUAUACUUGGGAAUUUAUGGGAUUGUGUUGGACAGCCAGCAGUUUUCCAGAGCAGGGAAGGCUUGAAAUACAAUGACAACUUUGUAAAAGAGAAUCUCAUCUUUUCUUCUGAAAGUCAGAGAGGCAACAAAGCAACAUCACUUGUUAACACUAAAUGUGAAUACCAUGAUCUGAAGUCCAAUAACCGUUCGAGCCACGCAGCAAAAUCAGAUUUCGAGCAUCUGAAGACAUUAAAGAGAAUGAUGUUGUUUGCUUCUUGCACUAUUAACAAUCCACUCCUCUCAAAUGUUGCCCAUAUCAAUGAUUCAGCUUUAUAUGCAGCACCUUCUGCAAUUGAUAAGGUGCCGAGCACAGAGGUGGCUGAUGAUAAGACAGAAGCACAUGGAGGUAUAACUUGGAAACCUAUUCCCAAUUUGAAUUGUCCGGUAAAACACAGCGAGUUUGGAUGCAUCAGCAUCACUGCUGAAGGCUCCAGCUUAGGAAAAGAGAUCCACAUAGCUGGGGUUCCAGACCCUGCAAUUGCAGAGACUAAUAUAGAAGUUAAAUCUGAGCUUUCUUCAGGUGAAAUAGCUAUAAAUGAAGCUGAAAAUGUACCAGAAUCUCAUAGAUCUAGUGAUUCAUUUGCAGAAGUUGGUAGCUUGAAAGAAGCAAUAGUUAUUUUAAGCAGUCCCAGUUCUGGCAUUAAUUUGGAUCACAUCGGUGAAUGCUUGGCUGCAGCUAUUGGCACAGUUGGAGAAUCCCAAGAAGUAACAAACUCCUGUUUUGCAGUUGCAGACUCUUCAUCGGAAUAUUUUUCCACUAAAGAUCAAAAUCUUGAUGGAAGCAGUAAAAAGUUGUUUGAUAAGGUGGACAUUAUGCAGAAAUACUCGAGUAAUUUGUUACUCAUUCAAGACAAACUCCAGCAUGCCUUUGACAAAAAUAAGAAUGCUCUUGCUGGAGCUCUGGCUGGAACAUUGGUGAGCCUAUGCCUACAUCCUGUUGACACAGUGAAGACUAUUAUUCAAUCUAAUGGAGCGGCGGAGAAGUCCUGUCAUGAGAUAGUUAGAACAAUCAUAUCUGAAAAGGGUGUAAUGGGCCUUUACCGAGGAAUUGCAAGCAAUAUAGCUUCCUCGGCUCCAAUUUCUGCUGUAUAUACAUUCACAUAUGAAUCAGUUAAGAGUGCUUUGCUGCCCCUUUUACCAAAGGAGUACCACUCUUUUGCACAUUGUACUGCAGGUGCUUGUUCAAGCAUAGCAACUUCCUUUAUUUUUACUCCAAGCGAGCGGAUUAAACAGCAAAUGCAAGUCGGUUUACAAUAUCAGAACUGCUGGAAUGCACUCAUUGGGUGCCUUGAGAAGGGUGGUUUCUCUUCACUAUAUGCUGGGUGGGGUGCAGUUCUUUGCAGGAACAUCCCCCACUCUAUCAUUAAGUUUUACACCUACGAAAGCAUGAAGCAAUGGAUGUUGAAAUCUGGAGAGCCUGAUUCUAAUCUCAGCACAUGGCAAACUCUAGUAUGUGGAGGCGUCGCCGGAUCUACUGCUGCUUUAUUUACAACCCCUUUUGAUGUAGUGAAGACUAGAUUGCAGACCCAGGCUCCAGGAUCUCUAGCACAAUACGAAGGGGUUCUUCACGCACUAUGUGAAAUUGCUAGGCAAGAAGGCAUGCAAGGUCUUUACAGGGGAUUGACGCCAAGGCUGGCAAUGUAUGUGUCACAAGGAGCCAUUUUCUUUGCAUCAUAUGAGUUUCUCAAAGCUCUUUUCUCUUUGGAAGCUCGACGUAAUGCAUCACCUGUUCGAGAAAUUAGGAACAUACAAGACGAUAAUUCUGAACUGCAAAGCACGCAAAAGUUACCUGCAUAACAAUCACAAUCACUCAGAGUAGAGCUGAAUCCUCCUUAGGUAAUAAAGCUUUUCAAGGUUGCUCGGCAUGUUGUCUUGAAGACGACAAAAACUUUCAUUGAGAAACUUGAAACCUUGAAAUUUUCCCAACAAAUUUCUCACUAUUAUCAAUUAGCCAUCUUUACAUACCAUUUGCAACUUAUAAUUCCAUUUUUUUUUAUUAUUCAUUGUAUAAUCCUAUCUUCUUGA
This is a messenger RNA of Dioscorea cayenensis subsp. rotundata (Guinea yam), 2560 nucleotides long. RefSeq lists its product as uncharacterized. The coding region runs from base 305 to 2332 and encodes 675 amino acids. Gene Ontology annotation, molecular function: S-adenosyl-L-methionine transmembrane transporter activity. The transcript is spliced from 9 exons. Lineage: Eukaryota; Viridiplantae; Streptophyta; Magnoliopsida; Dioscoreales; Dioscoreaceae. Gene Ontology annotation, cellular component: mitochondrial inner membrane. The record is from RefSeq and is a predicted model, not a curated record.